Messenger RNA from Girardinichthys multiradiatus, 2958 nucleotides. Its product is annotated as polyribonucleotide nucleotidyltransferase 1, mitochondrial. The record is from RefSeq and is a predicted model, not a curated record. Gene Ontology annotation, molecular function: 3'-5'-RNA exonuclease activity; polyribonucleotide nucleotidyltransferase activity; RNA binding. NCBI's taxonomy places the organism in Eukaryota, Metazoa, Chordata, Actinopteri, Cyprinodontiformes, Goodeidae. Bases 114 to 2423 code for a protein of 769 amino acids. The transcript has 28 exons. Gene Ontology annotation, cellular component: mitochondrion; cytosol. Gene Ontology annotation, biological process: mitochondrial mRNA catabolic process; mitochondrial RNA 3'-end processing.
GUUACGUAGUUCCGUACAUGUGACUGACUGUCAUGGCAGCUCCUACCUGUAAACUGUAACUCCUCGGGGCUGUCUCUUCAGAAACAGUUCUGUUGCCGUGGGUCUCUGUAAAUAUGAGGUAUUUACGCGGACUGGGCCGCUCGGUCGCCUGCCUCCAUGUUCGUUCAUGUCACCAGAGCAUUUACAGCAGAAACUCUAACCCACGGAGAGUGGGAGUGGACCUUGGAGAGAAGAAACUUGAAAUCUCUUCAGGAAGGUUGGCCAGGUUUGCUGAUGGAGCUGCUGUAGUACAGCUGGGAGAGACCUCUGUGAUGGUGACCGCUGUCAGCAAAACCAAACCUUCGCUGUCUCAGUUCAUGCCACUUGUUGUGGACUACAGACAGAAAGCAGCUGCUGCAGGUCGAAUCCCCACCAACUAUCUGAGACGAGAGCUGGGCACCACAGACAAUGAGAUCCUCACCAGCAGACUCAUCGAUCGCUCGAUUAGACCACUUUUCCCUCCUGGAUACUUUUAUGACACUCAGGUCCUAUGUAACCUGCUUGCUGUUGAUGGUGUAAAUGAUCCAGAUGUGCUGGCAAUUAAUGCAGCUUCUGCUGCUCUGGCUCUGUCUGACAUUCCUUGGCAUGGACCCAUAGGUGCUGUGAGAGUAGGCAUGGUUAAUGGAGAGUUACUGGUCAACCCCACAAGGGCAGAGAUGGCUUCCAGCAGUCUGAACCUUAUUGUGGCCGGAGCUCCCAGCAGUCAAGUGGUGAUGAUUGAGGCAUCAGCUGAGAACGUGCUGCAGCAGGACUUCUGCCAUGCGGUGAAGGUGGGAGUUAAACACACCCAGCAGAUCAUACUGGCCAUCCAGCAGCUGGUGCGGGAGCAGAAGAUCACCAAGCGAACGCCAAUGAAGAUGUUCUCUGUCCCCACAGAGAUGGUGGAACACGUGCAGAAGUUAUCCUCUGAGAGUAUAUAUGCUGUUUUUACAGAUUACACACAUGAUAAGAUUUCAAGAGAUGAAGCGAUCAACAAAGUUCGGCUAGAAACUGAGGAGGACCUAAAAGAAAAAUUCCCCCAGGCUGACCCGUUUGAAGUCAUUGAAUCCUUCAACGCUGUGAGCAAAGAGAUCUUCCGGAAUUUGGUGCUUAAUGAGUACAGGAGGUGUGAUGGGAGGGAACUGACUGCUUUAAGGAAGAUUUUCUGCGACGUCGACCUCUUUAAGCCACUCCACGGCUCAGCUCUGUUUCAGAGAGGACAAACACAGGUGCUGAGCAGUGUCACAUUCGACUCCCUGGAGUCCAGCAUCAAGACGGACAUUAUCACUACAGCUCUGAGUGGCAUCAAAGACAAAAAUUUCAUGCUUCAUUAUGAAUUCCCUCCUUAUGCAACGAAUGAGACCGGAAAAAUGGGAGGGCUCAACAGGAGAGAGCUUGGACAUGGGGCUCUGGCUGAGAAGGCUCUGAGGCCCGUCAUUCCUAAAGACUUCCCUUUCACAAUCAGGGUCACAGCUGAAGUGCUGGAGUCAAACGGAUCGUCCUCGAUGGCUUCAGCAUGUGGAGGCAGCCUUGCUCUAAUGGAUGCAGGUGUUCCCAUCUCCUCUGCAGUGGCAGGUGUCGCCGUCGGUCUUAUCUCCAAGCCUAACCCAGAGAAACCAACCGAGAUAGAAGACUACAGAUUACUGACAGAUAUUCUGGGAAUAGAGGACUAUUUGGGAGAUAUGGACUUUAAACUGGCAGGAACAAACAAGGGCAUCACUGCUUUACAGGCUGAUGUGAAGAUUCCAGGUUUACCUCUAAAGGUGGUCAUGGAGGCGAUUCAGCAGGCCACAGUGGCAAAAAGGGAAAUCUUGGGCAUUAUGAACAAAUGUAUAGCAAAACCCAGAGAGAAGAGAAAAGAGAAUGGGCCUGUUGUUGAAAAUGUGCGGGUACCUGUGUCUAAAAGAGCUCGCUUCAUUGGUCCAGGAGGAUAUAACCUUCGUAGGCUUCAAGCUCAGACAGGUGUUACAAUAAGUCAGGUGGAUGAAGAGACUUUCUCUGUAUUCGCCCCAACUCCAGGAGCGAUGAACGAAGCCCAAGACUUCAUCAAAGAGAUCUGCAAAGACGAUCAAGAACAGCAGCUGGAGUUUGGAGCUAUCUACACUGCCACAAUUAUGGAAAUAAGGGACAUUGGUGUUAUGGUGAAACUGUAUCCCAACAUGACUUCAGUCCUGCUACACAAUUCCCAGUUGGACCACAAACGGAUUAAGCAUCCAAGUGCUUUAGGCUUAGAGGUGGGACAGGAGAUACAGGUAAAGUACUUUGGUCGGGAUCCAACAGAUGGAAGAAUGAGACUCUCUCGGAAGGUGCUCCAGUCUCCUGCUGCAACUGUUGUCAAGACGCUGAGUGAGAAGCAGAGCAUCUCCAUGGGUUCCAGCAGCAUCCUCAGGGAGAGCAAUGAUUGAUGACCUGGUGCCACAGCAGGCUUUUUAUGACAGAAAAGGUUUCACACUGCUGGGAUCUUUUUAUAAGAGAGACUUGUUGGGAAAACUAACAGCGAGAAGAGCAUCGGAUGAUUUUGUGAACUGAAAAAGGAGACAGAUCUGCUGAGUGUGAAGAUGACUGAGGUGCUGUUUGACAAAACAAGCAACCUGGGGGCAAUCUGCCUUAGAACGAGCACAAACUGAGACAGAAAUAUAGCUGCUUUUGAAAGGCUGGUGUCUUUCAAGUGAUCCUUUUGUUAUGUUGUCUCAGUGCAAACUGUUCAGAGAUGUGUACCCCUCAUCGCAGACCAACACCACUUCCAUUACUCACAGCUGAGUUACAAUACUGGCUCUUUUUCUGUGGGAGCUUCAUAUUUAAUAUCUGCGUUUCUCAUGUGUGCUUCAAGACUGUCCAGAUCAAAAUAUGGACACAACAAUAUGGAAGAUGACACAUUUAUCCUGUGUUAUGUUCAUAGUUUGUGAGUCAUCUGUAAAUAAAAGAAGUACAGGUUCUUUA